This is a messenger RNA of Physcomitrium patens, 2569 nucleotides long. RefSeq lists its product as uncharacterized. The record is from RefSeq and is a predicted model, not a curated record. NCBI's taxonomy places the organism in Eukaryota, Viridiplantae, Streptophyta, Bryopsida, Funariales, Funariaceae.
UGCUCUUCCAAUACUAUCAGAUCAAUAGAUUGGAAGAGCAGAUCGAAAAAUGCUCUCACCUUAAGGAGAGACAGCGACUCCAGGACGACAAGACGCGACUCUGGAACAAGGAAGCGCUACUCCGGGGCAAAGAAGCGCUACUCCGGGAGCAACUCCUGCAAAGAUGAGGGCACUCCUAUCACUCGUCAUUGACGGCCAUCUCCUAAUCUUUGUCUUUUAAUGUUCUCGGGGACUGCUGGAUUCAUGGUUAAGGAAUUAGGGUUGGCAUAGGAUUGCAUACUUUACUUCAUGGACCUCUAUUGUUCCGUAGCCGGUUCUCUGUUGCCGAACUAGGUGGUCUGGGUUAUGUGUAUUCUUUGUUGUGGAUAGGAUAGAGGCGAUCCGUCUCUAGGGAAGGAUCCUUUGGGUUUGGUGUUGUGUGUGAAGGUGCGUGUAUGAGCUAACAAUGGAAAAAAUAGUAUAUAAUGUGUUACGAAAGGUUGCUGUUUUGCCAGUGUACCAAAUUUAUGCUUCCUUGACUACCACAAUAGCAACCAUUACAAGUAUUGUAUUUCCUCGUAUUUCCUCGGAUUUUCAUUUAAUUCACAGGAUUGCAUGUGCAGAUAGUGCACAGAGUAUGAUUGGCUACGUCAGGACUUGCCGUUGUGGGACUCAGGGUCUUGUUCCAAGACACCAAACACCACGUAAAAGGAGCGUAGAUACACGCCUGUUAAAGUGGAGUAUUGGGACGUGGAGAAAGACAUUGAAGGCUAUCUUAACAAGGCAGAUAAUUUGAAGCGUAGAUUUCAGAAAGUGGAAUCUCUUACAGCCACCACAGUAUGGCAGAAUUUGGCAGACAUCGCCGGUUCUGUCGUGGCCAGCACGUGCGAUUUUGUGAGUAAGAAGCAAUCAGGUUCAUCGAUAAUGUACGGACAGGAAAUCAGACUUGAAGUGCCACCAAAUCUCCUAGCAGAGGAGAGAAAAUCAAAGAAUUCAGACCAGUCAAGGUCUGUGGACAAAGACGUUCGAAAGACGUUCUAUUAUGCCAAACCUCUUCGUGUGGAUAUCUUAGUGAAAUCUAACGACAAGAAUGGAGGUCUCGGAUGCCCCUUGCUUAUUCAUAAACUUUGGGCAAGAUGCUCCUGCCAGACAGGGAUUGACCCCAAUUGCUGGUGCAAUGUUGGCAUCACGAAAGGACAAGCUAGGAGCCUCCUGAAUUGCAUUCUUCAGGGAUAUGAUUACUUGGUUUUGGCUAAGGUUAGAUAUGGUGUGCUCACGGAUAUCCAAAACUGGUAUCUCUUCAAAAGAGAUCAUUCCGACUACCUUUACAUCUCAGUGGGUUUUAAGUGGAAGAACCGGCAACCGCAUUUGCCUGCUGCAAUCGCUUAUUUGAUCAGUACUUCUGUCAACGCCAGUGGUGAGUUUGAUGUUCCACCCGAGGAGGGUGAGCGUCCCUGGAGUUGGGACGUUACCCCUUAUACCAGUCCCAGUGGUGGGUCUAAAGAUGAUGAUGAUGAUAAGGAUACACCCUACGAACCAAGUGAGAACGAAAUGGGUGAUUGCAAAAGGUUUGCCCCGAGGACUCAAGAGGCAAACUCAAAUAGCAGACAGAAGCAACUGCAGGAGAUUCUUGCAUCGGACCUGCAUUUAGACGACCGUCCCAUUUCUAGUGAGGGAUGGAGUGGAUGCGUGGUUGGUGGUCGUUUGAAUGAUUCCUUGUUGCAGUGAAGCUUGCUCUCCGCAAGUCGAAACGUGAGGUGGCUCUCCUGAACGACGUGGGCGCCUAUCUAAAGCUACAGGAGCAUUGGGGGGUUUUCGUGCCCCCAUUAGUAGGAUACAGAACCACAGCCAAUGGCAAGAUUGUGCAUGUAGCAACAGAGUUGAUCGAUGACAGUCAACUCGGUCCUGGGACAGUGACGAGGGAGGUGGCUGCUGCGGCACUUCAAGCGCUUGGCGCUGUGCAUGCGUGCGGGCUGCUUCAUGGGGAUGUCGAGGCACGGAAUAUUAUGGUCGUGCGGGGUACAGAACCAUCUGUCCGCCUUGUGGAUUUUGGCUUUGCUUGGUGCAGCAACAAUAGGAAGUGGCAGAAGGCAGAGGUCAUGAAGUUGGAGCGCCUCUUGGAAGAGAUGAUGGGAGUGGGGUGGGAAAAGAGUCAGAUAUUGUAAUAUAUCCUCAUAAGCAGCUUUGUUUAGUAUAGUGUAAUUUGCUAUCCAAGCAACUCCGAUGAUGAAGGGCAACAGUGAUUUGGAAGACUCACCGUUGACUGCUUGUCAGAAUGCCAAUCCAUUUAUUUGCUGAGGGCAAAUGGUGUUGUGUUUACCAAGACCACCUUUUAUGAAACAGAUUGUGAUGGACCGAAUGAGAGGAGUAUCUGAAUAUAGAUUUUUACCCAAGAUGAAGGAGAAUCUAUUAAUCUAGGGAGUUGUACACUGGGUUUUAAUUUUGUAGGAGAUUUUGAGGCUUAAUCAGGAUGAACGUGAAUAGGAUCAAAUUAGCGCAUAUUCACGUUCAUCACGUUCAUGCCAUUAUGUGCUGUUUUGAUCCUGAACUUUCUAAGAUUUGCUCACCUCUUUGAUCCUUGUUUAUGUUA